Pecten maximus is the source of this 1937-nucleotide messenger RNA. RefSeq lists its product as uncharacterized. The record is from RefSeq and is a predicted model, not a curated record. NCBI's taxonomy places the organism in Eukaryota, Metazoa, Mollusca, Bivalvia, Pectinida, Pectinidae.
GGUGUUCAUAUAGUAAAUGUCAACAGACUUUGGUAGUGGGAGAGGUUAAUAUGAAUCUAUGUAGGAUAUGAACCAGAAAAUGAUCAUUACUGGCUUGACACCCCCGGACAGGCAACAGAGACAUCGUAUGUGAAGGGUUUAUACCUGGGAAGCAUUCAGCAAUACGGAAUUCGGAUAUCAGCGUAUUUUUUAUUGCAAACAGACAUGCAGAUUCCGGAUAUACGGAGUACUACAUAUACUUGUGAUUUAUGAUGGAUUUGCUUGCUGAAAUAGAUAAAGCCGACAAGAUGAGGAGGGCCGGACGGAUAUAAGACCGACAUGUCCAUACCGGACGCAUGGACAUCUGACAGGGUCGACUUCAAUGGCAAGGCCAGAGUCGUCAAGCUUGUAACUGGCAUAAAGGAUGUAGGAGCCGCCAAAGUGAAAAACUUGUCUAAAUCCAACACCAGUAGUACUCAUGCCAGCCAUAAGUCCCGCUCACAGAAGGCGCUCCAACUGAAGGCCAAACACUUCUCGGAUAAACCCGUGGUUCGAACCAGUCAUCAGGAUGACAGGCCACUCACCACCAAACCUCCGAUAUUUCCAGGAGCAUACUUCAUGCCAUCAGAAAAUCCAACAGCUACUUUGCUGACCCAAAUGACUGUUGGGACCAACAGACUAACAGAUAGCCAGGCUGAUUAUCUUGAAUCAGUUCAAACCAAUUCGUCCUCUACACCUAGAGGAGUUCCAAUGGUAGACAUUGGUUGUGGCGGAUUUCUUUCCUCUGGAAUCACCAACGAUAUAACAAUGACAAAACGUGCAUUUAUCAGCGAGUCACAGUCACGUGAACGAAAGCAGACAGCAUUGCGUAAAUCUCAGUCCAUGGCGGUACGUCCGAACGCUAACGUAGAGCAGAAUUCAAAACCGCAAACGCUUUUUAACAAUUCAAACGAUGCUCCACCAAGACAAGCACCAAGCGGUAAAUCCCUUUGUUACCAUGAGUCAUUCAAGCGCGGAGGAGAUCUACUUCCGGUCUACGAUAAGAGUGAGUUGGACACUUGUAAUGAUCAAAUCGAUCUGUUGUUACCAGGAGUUGUAAGUGAAGCGACACCUAGGAGAUCUGGUCAAUCAGGUUCAGCUGUAAAUUCGCGGACUCCGAACUGCUGUAGUUGUUGUAGUAUGUGUGAUGGCCCAGGCGAUUUCCGUUUCCUGGUCCCCGGGGCAACGCCCACUUUGAACCGAAAAUCAAGCACGAGCUGGGAGAACAACGGGAUGUUUGGUGCACCACAACAACAGUGCGAGUGUAGGCAAUGUCAUGAGGAAAAUGGUUUGCCGCCUAAGAAAUUGGUGCAAUAUCGCCACGGCGACGUCAUAAAGACAUUUGAUUGGCUAACAUCAGAUUCACAGGAAACUGCGCUCUGAUUGGUCGAUAUGUUUUUUGUUUACUGAUGAUUUUGCCUGUGUUUUGUUUGUGCAAUACAUUUUGAUUUUGUUUCUACGUAAAAAAAGGUAAACUACAAUACAUCCAUCAUGGUGGCCACAGCAAACGGAAGUGACGUCUGUAGGUGGUCUCUGUGGUAACCGAGUGUAUUGUAUAAUCACCAUCGAUUCAUUUAAGUUAUUUUCAAACAGCCCGUGUUGUUCCAAAACACCAAUACUCUUCACGCGCUUUGUAUGUAGAUGUGUGCUACCAGUGUGUGCUUGCUUAACACAUCGAGAUGAAAAUAUAUCGACGUUUUGGGGAUUUACUUGAUCAAAGAACCAUUUUUGAAUUAUUUGAAUGAUUUAGAUUGGCAUGCUUUGAAACUAUUCUUAAGUAUUGCUUCCUUGUACGCGAGUUCGAAUUUUGAAAGGACAUUUUGCCUGAAUAUAUGUAGUAGACGUGAAGGAAUAGUGAAAAUGAAAAUGUAAAUACAAGAAAAUGUAAAUACUAUACAAGUAUUAAAUUGUUGUCAAAA